Molecule: messenger RNA, 1141 nt
Organism: Plodia interpunctella (Indianmeal moth)
Lineage: Eukaryota; Metazoa; Arthropoda; Insecta; Lepidoptera; Pyralidae
Product: retinol dehydrogenase 12-like
Exons: 1
Coding region: 184-1137 (317 amino acids)
Source: RefSeq, a predicted model, not a curated record
AGUACUCAAACAGAAUUCAUGGGAAAUUGUUUAAAACAUACUAAGUUUUUUUACAAUUUACCGCGUCUAUCUGAUAUUAUAUCUUCUACAGCGGCGAUAUCACGACUGUAAUCACAACGCACGUUUACAUACUCUAUAAAACGACUCUACAAUACAAUCAGUCCACCAAAUGAUUCUGAAGAAAUGGUUCUGUUUUCAAUAAUUGUUCUUAAUGUUGCAUUAGCUUUAGUUAUUUUGCUUUACAAUAAAUUGACGAGUGGUUUUUGCAAGUGUAGUAAACAUUUAGUAGGUAAAGUGGUGAUAGUGACUGGGGCUAACACCGGUAUAGGCUAUGAAACUGCGAAGGAUUUAGCGGAUCGCGGGGCACGAGUGCUUCUGGCGUGUCGGAGUGAGCAACGUGGAACCGCUGCCAGAGACAAAAUUAUUGCUAACACAGGUAACAAGGAUGUACACUUCAAGAAAAUUGAUUUAACAUCAUUGAGAUCAGUGAGAGAAUUUGCUGCUGAGAUUCUUGGGACAGAAAAACGUCUUGACAUUCUUAUCAACAAUGCUGCCAUGGGUAGUGCGAGAAACGUAAAAACUGAGGACGGAUUAUUGCAAGGAAUGCAAGCCAAUUAUUUUGGACCGUUUCUGUUAACAUACUUAUUAAGGCCAUUGUUGAAAUCAUCAGCCCCCAGUCGAAUUAUAAAUGUAACAUCUAUUGCACACUUUAAGGCGAAAAUUGAUUUAGAUAAUUUAAAUAUGGAAAAAGAAACAGAAAAAACCUUUAGUGAUUUUCAGGUUUAUGCUGUAUCAAAAUUAUGUAAUGUGCUCAUGACAGUAGAACUAGCUCGCCAGCUUAAAGGAACUGAAGUCACAGCUAACAGUCUACACCCAGGAGCAGUGGAUACAGAUAUUUGGAAAAACAUUCCCAUUGUCAAGUAUUUUACGUUUCUAAUAAAACCUUUCCUUAAAACGUCUUGGGAAGGCGCGCAAACGACAAUCUAUUUAGCAGUUUCUCCUGACGUCGAAAAUGUUAGUGGCAAAUAUUUUGCUGACUGUCGUCAAAGGCCUGCAUCGGAAUUAGCUGAUGAUUCUAAUCUGUGUCAAAAUCUAUGGUCAACAACGGAAAAAAUGGUCAAAAUAAAGCAUAUUUAAAGUA